Lytechinus variegatus (green sea urchin) is the source of this 1383-nucleotide messenger RNA. RefSeq lists its product as uncharacterized. The transcript has a single exon. Bases 1 to 1383 code for a protein of 460 amino acids. Lineage: Eukaryota; Metazoa; Echinodermata; Echinoidea; Temnopleuroida; Toxopneustidae. The record is from RefSeq and is a predicted model, not a curated record. Gene Ontology annotation, molecular function: zinc ion binding; nucleic acid binding.
AUGGCUCGACGCGUGGACCCUUCGCAGCCAGCACCCUUUGAUGUCAGUUCGUCUAGAGCAGGGAUUGCAUGGCCAAAAUGGAGGACAUUCGAGUACUACCUAGCAGCAUCAGGAGUUUCAGCAGAUGGUCAGAAGCGGGCCCUUCUACUACAUUGUGCUGGACCAGAUGUUCAAGAGUUGUAUGAGACACUGGUAGACGAGGAUGAGCCUAAAUAUGAGACCACGAUGAAGGCUCUGACCACAUAUUUUGAGCCCCGGAAAAAUGUUGUAUUUGAGAGACAUGCUUUUCGACAAGCAGUUCAAAGUGAUGGAGAGACUGUCGAUGAAUAUUGCACUCGACUUCGUGUAUUGGCAGCAUCAUGUGCAUUUGGUGAACAUACCGAUGAACAUAUACGUGACCAAAUUGUGGAUAAAUGUACAUCUAGCUCACUUCGAAGGAAGCUACUCAGGACAGAUGACCUGAAACUGGAUGACUUGCUAUCGAUAGCAAGAGCUACUGAAUCUGCAGACCGACAGGCUGGAGUGAUGGAGGCCUCGGGAAGAACUUCGGAAUCUGCAUGUGUGAUUAAAGGAGGACCAGUGAGACAGCCUAAUCGCAGUGAUAGGCAGGUAAAGCAACCAAAAACAUCAGAGAGUGUGAACAAUCAUGAUAAUAUAUGCGGAAACUGUGGAAUAUUGGGACAUCGACCAGGAGAUCGAGGAUGCCCCGCCCGAAAUCGUGAGUGUCUGGUCUGUAAACGGGUUGGACAUUUUGCACGUGUUUGCCGUUCGAAACUAAGGUCUGGUAGUUUGAGUUCGAGACAAGCUCCUAUCAACCAUGUCACCAACAACGAAUUUGCUGGGAUUGGGGACAGUGCAAACUUGGGAGCGAAGACGAGUGACGAUUUGAUUGAGACCUUCAACUCGGAUGAUGAUGUGAUGUUUAGCGUUAGAGAGGAGGGGAAUGCCCUUCGUAAGAGGUCGAUUAUUGUGAACAAUACAAAGAUUGAUGCCCUUGUUGAUUCGGGAUCGUCAGUCGACAUCAUUGAUGAGAGUACUUUUUGCUGGAUGAGAGGCCGGUGCUCACCACUCCGGUUGACCCCCAGUCGCACGAGAUUAUACGCGUAUGGAAGUCGCAGCCCACUUCCGCUCCUAGGACAAUUCAUAGCCAAAGUGUCGACAGCGUCAUCGUCGACCACGACUCGAUUUGUGGUAGUGCGAGGCAACAGCGGAUGCGCACUCAGUCGGAAGACAUCAACAGAGCUCGGACUGAUACGGUUAGCAGGAGGUGCUCAGACACAGGAGCAGCACGUUGAUAAGGUGGACGAUCACGAGCCAUGGACCGUUGUCCAACGAAAGAGGAAUAAGAGGAGGAAUGUUCAGAGGAGGAAUAUUCGGCGCUAA